Dendroctonus ponderosae (mountain pine beetle) is the source of this 2793-nucleotide messenger RNA. RefSeq lists its product as uncharacterized. Gene Ontology annotation, biological process: regulation of synaptic transmission, glutamatergic; G protein-coupled glutamate receptor signaling pathway. The transcript is spliced from 3 exons. Gene Ontology annotation, cellular component: membrane. Gene Ontology annotation, molecular function: group II metabotropic glutamate receptor activity. The record is from RefSeq and is a predicted model, not a curated record. Lineage: Eukaryota; Metazoa; Arthropoda; Insecta; Coleoptera; Curculionidae. The coding region runs from base 20 to 1870 and encodes 616 amino acids.
CCAGCUUCAACCAAGCAGUAUGGCUCGAGCCGUCAUCCAACUCGCGGCAAUCGCGACAUGCGUUGUCCUUUCACUGACUGCGGAAGAUCGACAAGCACGUUCCGGUGAUCUAGAUCGAGGGCCUCCUUUGAUAACAGAUGUCCAUGAAAGUGAUUUUUUUGUCGAUGAACGGGAUAGUGUUGGUGAAGAAUCGGACAUUGGCAAAUUGAACUUAGAGCCUCAAAGGGCUGCUCACAAUGCUGGGCCUUUGCAAUUUUCGGAAAAUGUCCAAGAGCCACUUCUCGUCUAUGCUAGUUCAGUGAAAAUCCCAAGAGAUGCAGAGCCGAGAUUUGGCAAUAAUAAUUUCAGUGGGAAUAACUUUGAGUCGGCAGAGAAUGCGGGUGCAGGUGCACAAUUAGCAGACGAUGUUGAUCGCUGGUUUUUGCAGAACUUGCGGUUCAAGCUACCCUUUAAGGAAAAUGCUAGUCCACCGUCUAUGGUAGAUCAAGAGAAAACUGACCUUGUCCAGCAAGGUAGGUUAGUGGGUUCUGGGACGCCUGAAAUCACCUUUGAUGAUGCCGAUGAAGAUGCCAUGGCUUUAAAGAGACGGUUAGAAAUGAGUACAGAAUUUUUCCUAGUUCCUUCAAGCAGCACACCUUCAACUUCAACUUCCCAAUCAAAACCCCAGAACACAGUGACUGUGGGAGAAACUGAAAGAAUUGCGGGGGUGUUUAGGAACGAAGUCUGGGUAGUGCCUGUUUUGGCUCUUUCAGCCAUUACCAUGGUGCUAAUAGUUGGGUUCGAAAUAUUUGUAUUGUGCAAAGCAUGGCGAACGACGCCUAGUCGAAGGCAUCUUUUCUUGGGACAGAUGUUGCUACUGGGACUUUUUUCUUGUGCCGGAUUAGCUUCUGUAUUUGCAGCAUCCCCAACACAAUUUACCUGUGCGCUAAUGCGAUUUGGCACAGGGGUGGCCUAUGCCAUAGUUUUCGCUUCACUUUUAGUUAAAUGUGUAUUUCUCAUUAGUCUUAAUGGGGGUGUCUAUUUACCAGCACCCUAUCAAGGACUUCUACUGCUUUUUGCAAUUCUUAUUCAGGUGGCCAUAGGAGUUCAGUGGCUAUUAACUAGCCCUCCACUAGUUGAUGCUGUUACAGUGGAUCGAGUUAUCCAUCCAAAUAGAAAUAGACUAUUAGUAACGGCGGCUGACAUUUCUUCUACGCAAGUGAUCCCAUUAUGCCGUACACCAUACACGGACAUGUUACUUUCCUUGAUUUAUGUGAUCUUUCUCAUCAUUUUCGUGACGGUUUUGGCAGUAAAAUCGCGAGGAAUCAGAGACAAUUAUCGGGAAGCCACCUACAUUGGACUUUCGGUAGGUUGCAGCAUACCAAUGUGGUUAAUAUGGACUAUUAGUGGCCUAGUGGUAAGCGAAAGACAUAGAGACGCUUGUAUAGCUUUCGGAAUCGUGAUCAUGUCAAUCAUGGUAUUUCUUAUCAUGUUCAUGCCCAAGGGCAGGCAACUUGCCGCUAUGGGCAAAGAAGGAGUUUACAUCGAAGACAGGGAGGAUCGAUUUAGUUCACUGAGCAGAGCGGGAUCCGGAUACUCUCCUUCAUUUUUCCAUUUCAAACCAAUCAAGUAUGGAAUGAAUCAUGCCACCAAACAUCAGCCUAUUGCAACUUUAAGAGCUGGAGAUUUGGCUGUGUGUCCGGCACCUCCAAGUUACACUCGCCUUUUCCAGUAUCCACCCGGGUACUACUCCACACGGUACUUACCAGGUGGUCUCUACUUGAGACCUGACGAUGGUAAUUUGUACACGACACUGGAGCCAACCCUGAGCAGCAAUCCCAAUGUGUACUUUCAAAGAGGAAACGGCCUGCAUCCUGGCAUGAUGUAUUGAAUUCGUAAUGGGAGAUUACCCAGAAGUCGCCUUUGAAGAAGAGGCAAAAGUGCAACGGCAUACAUUACAAAUGUAAAUGAUUCAUAUUGUAAAUCGCGACAUAAGCUUUUGAAAACCAUUUGGAAGAGUUAAGGAUGAUCAUUAUCUGUAUUAAGUAUUUUCUGAAAAGUUUCAAGUCGCACCACAGGAAACAGAUACUUUCAUGUGAUUUGUCCUGUUUAAGACUUGGGUAAUAUUCAUAAAUUGGCCCAACAUUUCACCCAUCACUAUUUAUUAUAUUUUUUUACCAUUCGUGAGCGGUAUUAAUUGUAGGAUGCUCGGAAAAGCAAACGUUUAUAAUGACAAAAACGAAACCUAAGUACAAGUACUUAUACGUUUGCCAUAUUCAGUAGAUUUUAGUAAAAUUAGCUCUUCAUACUGUAGUUACUUUUUCUAUUGGGCCGCUUUCUUUCGAGAACCGAAAGUCACAACGUAAAAGUUACAAGUAGAAAUAAUGUAGAAUUACUAUAAGGAGUGUAGUUUUAGUUGAGAAUCAUUAUGAUCUCUGUGAUCAACCAUAACAGUUUAGUGUUUAGUUGUAAAUAUGCAAACUUGUUCAGGUUAUAACACUGUAAACAAGGCAAAUAUUUACGUAGUUAGCAUUAUUGCGAUUUUAUUUAAUUUCCUUUCCAGUCCGUAAUUAUCAUGUAGCGAUUAAACAAAUAGCCAUUUUUUAUGUAAAAUAAUAACUGAUGCAAUAAAACUGACUGAUCGGUUUUCACCAUAUCUAGAGCAUAGCUAUCCAAUGAGUAUUAUCUGAACUAUUUUUAAUUUAAUUAGGUUUAGCUGCCUUUUUGUAAAUUUUAUUUUACAGCAGUAAUAAACGUAAUACAUUAUUUAGACAUUAUGAAUGAUUCCAUAAUAAAUUUUUGCAUCUAAUCACA